AUGAAUGCCAUUGGCACUGCAAAUACUGCUUUUCCCAAAGUAGUAAGAGGAAAAAUUCCCAUAUCGCAGCAAAUUCAGAAGCUCGGGCUUGCAAGGAUUGGGAAGAUGAGAACACCCAUUUGCAUGCUUAUGCUUCUGGUUCUCUCUCACAUCGUGCGUGGUAGCAGAAGAGAGAGAGAGCAGCAGAUGAAAAAGACCUACAUCAUUCUUAUGGACAAGUCCAAAAUGCCUGCAAGUUUUGGCGACGACCAUUUCCAAUGGCUAACUGCUGCGGACGCUGAGCUGCUUGAACAACAAUUUGGAAUUGUUUCUGUUAUGCCUGAGUUGAUAUAUGAGCUCCACACAACUCGGACGCCCCAGUUCCUCGGAAUGUUAAGCAAAAAUGAAGCUGUCUUCCCGGCAUCAGAGAAACUCAGCAAGGUGGUUAUUGGAGUGGUAGACAGCAGCGCAUGGCCGAGAUCAAAAGCUACGAUGACAAAAGACUUGGGCCAGUGCCAAGAAGCUGGAGAGGGCAGUGUGAGGAAGGAAAGAACUUCAACUCCUCAAGCUGCAACUGAAAACUCAUUGGUGCGAGCCGGGUCUGCAGUUCCAGGAGGUAGCCUCUAUGGUUAUGGUUCAGGGACAGCAAGGGGAAUGGCUACACAAGCUAGAGUGGCCACAUAUAAGGUUUGCUGGUCUGGUUGGUGCUUUAGCUCUGAUAUUCUAGCCACAAUGGACAAAGCUGUUGAAGAUGGUGUCCACAUGUUAUCUGUGUCUAUUGGGAGAUCGCAGUAUGAGGGUUUCUACACGGACAUUAUUGCUAUUGGAGCUUUCUCUGCCAUGGCCAAAAGCUACUGCGAUUUCCCAGCUUAUGUUAACUUGGGAAAUGGGAAAAAAAAUACAGAGGAGCAUCCAUUUACAGCGGAACACCCUUAUCUAGUGGAUUGCAUCCGCUUGUUUAUGCUCGAAAUGCAAGGAGGAACUUACAGCAGGGCUGAUAAGAGUAUGGUGGUCAAAAAGGCCGGUGGCAUGGGGAUGAUUUUGGCUGACAUUGAAGGUUAUGGAGAAGAACUUGUUGUCGACUCAUAUGUAGUAGUGGUUGGCCAAAACGCAGAGUUGGGUGUCGAACCCUCACCGGUGGUGGCAACAUUCAGCUCUCGAGGACCAAAUCCAGUCGCUGGAACAGUACUCAAACCAGACCUAAUAGCACCAGGAGUGAAUAUCCUAGCUGGGUGGACUGGUGCACUUGGACCAGCUAGACGAGCUGAGGACACCAGGAGGGUGAGCUUCAACAUAUUUUCAGGUACAUCCAUGUCAUGCCAGCAUGUGAGUGGACUGGCAGCACUUCUCAAGGCGGCUCACCCAAAAUGGAGCCCUGCAGCCAUUACGUCUGCUCUCAUGACCACAUCCUAUGCAGCAUACAAAAAUGGUGCACCAAUCAAAGAUGUUGCUACUGGAAAACCUGCAACACCAUUUGAUUAUGCUUCCUCUGUGCCUAUCAUUAUACAACAAGAGAUAUCAAGAUACUCACCCACAUAG
This is a messenger RNA of Prunus armeniaca (apricot), 1518 nucleotides long. The record is from the annotation of a GenBank genome assembly. NCBI's taxonomy places the organism in Eukaryota, Viridiplantae, Streptophyta, Magnoliopsida, Rosales, Rosaceae.